CCUCCCAUUUUCUCUCUCCCCCCGCGUCUCUCCUCCUCUCCUCCUCCUCCUCUAUGCGGGGCUCUGGCCAGUCAGUCGCCUUUGAUUAUCAGUCUCCAGCAGCCCCUCUCUUGGCUCCUUGACACGAGCACCAUAUAAGGCGCAGCGAUCUCCAUAGAAACGUGUCAGUUUCAAUAGUAGUGUCAAAGUUCACUAUAUACAGACAUUCGCGCAGAUCCCCCGUUUCGGAAACAUUGCUCUGCUGCUGGUCCUCCCGUUUUAUUCAUUUUUUUCUCGCAUAUUCUAUGAGUUUUUUCCUCCUGUGUUUUUUCUUCGUGGCUCCUGCGCGGAGGAGAACAUACAUGGGCACUUGGGCUCUCCACGGCGACGCGGCUCUGCUCCUCUGCUGCGCGAGAUGAUGAGCUUUUAUUUAAGAAUAUAGAUGUGAGCGGCUCCAGAUCUGCUCCCCUCCUACACGAAGAGGAGAAAAAGGAGAAAGGAUUUUAUCUGCGCUGCACUUUUGGAUCGUUUUGACUCGCCGCUGCGUCCAUGUGAAGCUGCUGCCGCUGCUUCUGCUUCUGCUUCUUUGUGGCUAUUUCACAGCAAAACUGCAGUUUGUGACGUCUGGACUCUGCUUUUUCCCUUCAAGAUCAGGGGCUUCCUGAAUGGCUGACUGCAAUUUACCUUGGAACUGGCCUCCCGAUGCUUGCAUAUCCUGAUCGGGCGCCUUUUCCAAUUCUUACUUUGAAUGUAUUGAUCGCUGCUGGUCUCUGAGACCCGUCUCUUUUUAUUCGUCCUCUCUUUUUUUUCUCUCCUCUUCGCUCCGUAAACACCGGCGAUCAUUUCGCUUUACAGCACUUUCCGGGGCCGAGAUAUGGCAAUGGUAGUUAGCGUCUGGCGAGAUCCGCAGGAAGACGUGGCCGGUGGACCUCCGAGCGGCCCCAACCCCGCGACGCAGCCGGCGAGGGAGCAGCAGCAGCAGGCGGCGUCGGCUGCGCCGCACACUCCGCAGACCCCUAGUCAGCCGGGACCCCCGUCCACACCGGGGACGGCGGGCGACAAGGGGAGUCAGAAUUCCGGACAGAGCCAGCAGCAUAUUGAAUGUGUGGUUUGCGGAGACAAGUCGAGCGGCAAACACUACGGGCAGUUUACCUGCGAGGGAUGCAAAAGUUUCUUCAAGAGGAGCGUACGGAGGAACUUAACCUACUCCUGUCGAGCCAAUAGGAACUGUCCCAUUGACCAGCACCACCGGAACCAGUGCCAGUACUGCCGGCUCAAGAAGUGCUUAAAAGUGGGAAUGCGCCGGGAAGCGGUUCAGCGAGGACGAAUGCCUCCAACCCAGCCGAACCCAGGCCAGUACGCGCUGACCAACGGGGACCCCCUGAACGGCCACUGCUAUCUCUCCGGAUACAUCUCGUUACUGCUGCGGGCCGAGCCUUACCCCACGUCCCGGUACGGGAGCCAGUGCAUGCAGCCCAACAACAUCAUGGGCAUCGAGAACAUCUGCGAGCUGGCGGCUCGGCUGCUCUUCAGCGCCGUGGAGUGGGCCAGGAACAUCCCUUUCUUCCCGGACCUGCAGAUCACCGACCAGGUGUCGCUGCUGCGGCUGACGUGGAGCGAGUUGUUUGUGCUGAACGCGGCCCAGUGCUCCAUGCCCCUGCACGUGGCCCCUCUGCUGGCCGCGGCGGGGCUCCACGCCUCCCCGAUGUCGGCGGACCGCGUCGUGGCUUUCAUGGACCACAUCCGGAUCUUCCAGGAGCAAGUGGAGAAGCUUAAGACGCUGCAUGUGGACUCGGCAGAGUACAGCUGCCUCAAGGCCAUCGUGCUCUUCACCUCAGACGCUUGCGGCCUGUCGGACGCUGCUCACAUCGAGAGUCUACAGGAGAAGUCCCAGUGCGCACUGGAGGAGUAUGUCAGGAGUCAGUACCCGAACCAGCCCAGCCGCUUUGGGAAGCUCCUGCUGCGGCUUCCGUCGCUGCGCACCGUGUCCUCCUCGGUGAUCGAGCAGCUCUUCUUCGUCCGCUUGGUAGGUAAAACUCCUAUUGAAACGCUCAUCAGGGAUAUGCUUUUAUCCGGGAGCAGCUUCAACUGGCCUUACAUGUCCAUCCAAUGAUGCUUAAAUGAAAACAGAAAGAGAAGGACCAAAAAAAUUCGGCGCACCCCCGUCCUCCUUGAAGAAGACUUUAUAUAUAUAUAUAGGACCUUUUCUGGGAAGACUCCUUUUUUUCUGUCUUCUGGGACUUGACAUGGAAUAAUGUACAGAAAGGUAUUUGGACUUGUGUAAAUCCACCCUCGUCAUCAUGAACUAUACACUUCAUUUUGUAAAUUACUAGUCUUUAUUUUCCUUUUUGUAUAAAAAAAAAUAAAAAAAAAUAAAAUGAAAAACAUCAUAUGCGCAGUAAGAAAAAAAAAAAAGAAUCAAGACUUAGCGGGAAAAUAAUGUUUCCAAGCAAUUAUAAGAAUUGUCCUGUGUCUAUGUACCUCUCUGUUUUGUAUUUUUUCUGGUUCCAAACCAGGGUUUCUGUGAUUCUAUACUAAUAAUUUUUUGAUAUAACCUUUUUGCUUCUUAUAAUGAGUGCGAUAUAUGUUGUCGAAGCUAUGUUCUCCAAGAAUUAAAAUUGAAGACGUGAGAAUUUUAAAAAAUGAAAUUUAGACACAUAAGAAACAGUCUAAUCGCUAAUGACAAUAUCACCACUGAUGGUUGAACUUUUCUGUUUUUUGUUUGAUCUUCCUAUUUUUAAAAACGAUGGACCUGCAGCAAACAAAACUGACCUCCAGGACUUUUUUUUGUUUUUGUUUUGUUUUGUUUUGUUUUGCGCGAGGACGUCUCUUAUUGUGAGGAGUCCAUCAUCAGUGAACGAGGAGAGACACGAGAAAUCAAAAAAGCACUUUUAAUAUAUCAUUUCGAAUACCUUUUUUUUGUUUGUUUUCGUCUUGGAAAUCUUCAUUGUUUCUUGAAUUUUAUUGGUUGUUGCCUUCAAUUUGCUUACUCCAUGAUGCAGCUCUUUGCAGAAGGGUCGGUUGAUGAAGUUGUGUGAUGGUGACUGUACUAUUAAAAAAAAAAAGAAAUAGGCAACAAUGUCUCAUUUUCAAGCAUCUUCCUUGACACGUCUGUCUCAUGUGUGUGCGCUCCUGCUUCCAAAGGGUGAUUGACACACGCCACGAAGCCCAAACCUGUAAAAGCAGCAGAGACUUCACCAGAAACUCCCUGCGUCAUCCUGCGAGCGCAUUAAUCUUUAAUAUUCCUCCCAGGCAGCGAGGAAGUCCCGCUCACCUCCUAUGGCUCUAUCAAGGUGAUUUCUCCGCAAAGCGGGCAAACAUCAAAUUACCAAAAAAAAAAAGAAAAUAAUUUGAUGGGUCUCAAUAUUGAUGUGCGCAAAAGUGGGUUUUUAGCAAAGCAGCUGUGAUACGCGUGAUCAAUCUGGAAAAUGUAUUUUACAGCGUGUAAGCAGUCGAUAGGAACAGCGAGUGUGAUGCAUUGUGUGGGAAUAGACAAG
Molecule: messenger RNA, 3476 nt
Organism: Synchiropus splendidus (mandarinfish)
Lineage: Eukaryota; Metazoa; Chordata; Actinopteri; Syngnathiformes; Callionymidae
Gene: nr2f1a
Product: nuclear receptor subfamily 2, group F, member 1a
Exons: 3
Coding region: 854-2092 (412 amino acids)
Biological process (GO): cell differentiation; negative regulation of transcription by RNA polymerase II; anatomical structure development
Molecular function (GO): zinc ion binding; RNA polymerase II cis-regulatory region sequence-specific DNA binding; nuclear receptor activity
Source: RefSeq, a predicted model, not a curated record